CUGCCUGGUAUCCCAUUUGCACCAGGCAGUGAGGGACGCUGAGCAUCCUGGCCCGUGGCUUCCCGGGCGGCUAGUGGCCCCCUGCUUCCCAACUGCCAGCUGUGUGCCUCAGUGCCCGAGAAGAGAGAAGAGAUUUGAAGAGGCGCCAUGAGCUUCCUGUUCCUACUAGUGAGCAGCAUUCUGUUUGCCUUCAUGUUUGUCUUCUGGAAAACCUGGUUUCAGAGAAACACUGGUGAAAUGUCAUCAAAUUCAACUUCUCUUGCACUAGUAAGAUCAUCCUCUUCUACGCAGUCAACUAAGAGCAAUACUGAUAAGAGUCUUUUGGUCAACAGUCUCUCUCGGGAUAUCUUAAUUAAUUUCCCACACUCAGUAGCCAUGCAGAGGCGAAUAUUGGUAAACCUCAGGAUCGUGGAAUACAAGCUGGCUGAACUGGAACAAUUCCUAGUUACUAAGGGUUUAAAUGGUGCAUUAGUUAACCGGAAAUCCACUGACAAGCCUACAGAAUGUCAUAACAAUUGAGGCAAUCAUUAAAAGGACUUUGAGUGGAUUCAUUUGAUUAUAUGUGUUUAUACCAAAUGAAUUAUUAUUUAAAAGGGGAGGGGUGCCAAGUCAGAUACAAAAUCCAGACAUUGUCAGUUUGCUUACAUUUAGAGAGUUGAUUAUGUUGCUAACAUAUUUUACUGGAGAAGGAAUGAAAGCACAAUAGAGACAGAAACAGUUUGAGUUGUUUUCUUUUUAUUAGUUACAGUAAAAAGAAUAUAGUUGAGAUAUAGUGAUUUUUAACUUGAAUUGUGAAAGUUUUUUUUUUUUUCUAGUGGUUUACAAUACAAUACUGUAAAUGUCUCCAAGUUUGCAUUAAAGUAAAUGAGAUUUGA
Molecule: messenger RNA, 875 nt
Organism: Bubalus bubalis (water buffalo)
Lineage: Eukaryota; Metazoa; Chordata; Mammalia; Artiodactyla; Bovidae
Gene: CT83
Product: cancer/testis antigen 83
Exons: 2
Coding region: 148-519 (123 amino acids)
Source: RefSeq, a predicted model, not a curated record